Glycine soja is the source of this 1080-nucleotide messenger RNA. RefSeq names its product upstream activation factor subunit UAF30. Gene Ontology annotation, cellular component: nucleus. Bases 401 to 703 code for a protein of 100 amino acids. The transcript has 3 exons. The record is from RefSeq and is a predicted model, not a curated record. Lineage: Eukaryota; Viridiplantae; Streptophyta; Magnoliopsida; Fabales; Fabaceae.
AUAUCCAAUAUCCAUUAAUGUCUAGUUGUGUUUAUAACAUAAACUAGAGCAUCACUCCAUUGUAAUUAAACCUUAUUUUAUAAACCUUGGUUUAUUUUUCUUCUUCAAAAUUUGUGAAACGACGUUGUUUGGUAUCUAGAAGAGGAAGAAAAAAUAAAAAAAAAUCUAAAAUCGAAACGAGACUCUCUCCCUAAGCUCCAUCUCUAAACUCGACGACUCACACGCACGGCACAACCCAAGCGCAAACCCACUCAGGUCCACCGCCGCCGUCCCAAGCCUGUUCCACCACCGUCGUCGCGCCACUGUCAUCGCGAGUUCGCGCACACUAGGUUCUGAUUUCCUUUCAAGCACGAUUUGCUUUAUACGCAUCAGCUUUGAAUUUCAGGGAUUUAAAGCAAAAAUGCUUCCUCAGCGCAUGAAGAAAGCCAUCACUGAUAACCCUAAGAAGCUUGCCAACUUGAUUGACCUCGUCAACCUUCCAUCCACGCUCAGAGAAUUCGUGGGUCAGUCUCAGAUUUCCCGCUUGGGCUGUUUCAAGUGCAUUUGGUCCUACAUCAAAACAAAUAAUCUUCAGGAUCAGAAUAACAAGAAUGUGGUAAACUGUGAUGAAAAGUUAAAAAGUAUUUUGUUGGGGAAACCUCAGGUUGAGUUAGCAGAACUUCCUGCACUUAUCAAGAUGCAUUUUCCAAAAGAGCCCAAAUGAUUGUGAUAGAAAUCAAGAUGUCUGUCAUAUUGGAGAUCCUAGCCUUCCUCAAGAUGAGUCUCAGAAUUUGUUUCCUUUUUCACUUUUUCUGCUUAUACUGUAACAACACAAGUGUAGGAAGCUAGCUAUUGAACCACCAAUUAGCGUUUUAUUUUGCAUGUAAACCAACUUAAAAGGUCCCGUUUCACAGCAUGCUUUUGCCACUUUAAAUUUUGUAAUUAAGAAUUUGUUAUGAGUUUUAGUUUUGAUUUUGUAUGCAUCAAUACUAUGUGUUAUCAUUCAUAGCAAGUCAUUUUAUGAGUCCUUAGAAAUGCUUUUUUUGAAAAGGGAGCCUAAAGGUUACUUUAUCAGAAAGGUUGGAAAAAUUUUAAGAUGUA